GUUUGUUUGGUUUCCAGGGCAACGAAGACGCAAAAGUUCAGCCCGUGGUUCUAUAACGCGUGUUAAAACAAAACUAGUAUUUUGCAUUUCGUAACGUAACGUUGUCUUACAAAAAUAAUAAACAAAGCAUAUGAUUUAUUAGUUACACUUUGGGACAAAAUAAUAAUAAUAAUAAUGAACAAUAAGAAAUAUUACACGCAGUAUGAAGUUUCGUUACACAACACUGUUGACGAUAUUUGGGUUUCUUAUUUGGGUAAAGUUUAUGAUUUAACGCCGCUGAUCAAAGAGCAUGCAGGAGACGUGCUUCUGAAGCCCAUCGUUGAGAUGGCCGGGAAAGACAUCAGCCACUGGUUCAACUCCAAGACCAGAGACAUCCGGACACACGUUGAUCCUCUGACGGGCUGUGUGAAGUACUACACCCCCAACGGCCGCUUCCUCCAUGUCCCUCCUCCAUGGCCCUGCUCCGACUGGCCGACCGACUUCGGCCGGCCCUGGUGGAGCGAGACGCGGUAUGAGGUGGGCGUCCUGUCAGGCAAGACGAGACGCAUCCGCAUCGUCAACACGCUGACAUCACAGGAGCAGACCAUCGAGGUCUGCACAGAGGAGAGUCUGCAUGCCAUUCUGCAGCGAUAUCUCAGCUACAAUGCGCACGCAGCCAGCUACACCUGGAAGCACAACGGGGAGACUCUGGACAUGGACAAAACCCUGGGAGACAACGGGAUCCGGGACGAGGACGAGGACUUCUACGAGCUGAGGAUGGACAGCGAGCGCUUCACCCAGGCUAUUCACCUGCACUUCAACGAUGACCUCACCGAAUUCUGAAGCUCGCCCUCCCUAGGACGUUUGAGACUGCCGAUG
Molecule: messenger RNA, 858 nt
Organism: Polyodon spathula (Mississippi paddlefish)
Lineage: Eukaryota; Metazoa; Chordata; Actinopteri; Acipenseriformes; Polyodontidae
Product: cytochrome b5 domain-containing protein 1
Exons: 4
Coding region: 175-822 (215 amino acids)
Source: RefSeq, a predicted model, not a curated record